This is a messenger RNA of Laetiporus sulphureus 93-53, 826 nucleotides long. RefSeq lists its product as uncharacterized. Bases 302 to 592 code for a protein of 96 amino acids. The record is from RefSeq and is a predicted model, not a curated record. The transcript has 3 exons. Lineage: Eukaryota; Fungi; Basidiomycota; Agaricomycetes; Polyporales; Laetiporaceae.
AGAGCAUCGAGGCUGUGAGGAAGAUUUCGAGUCUGACAUCUACUAUACUUCGAAUGUGUGGGACAAGGAGAAGCUGCAGAUCUUCCCCUACUUGACCAGGGAUCUGUGAUGACUGGUCGAUGUAAGAUGCGGAAGCGAAGAUUGCAUCACCAGGGUAUAUAGAUCCGUGGAGGGUCCGAAGCAAAUCACCCUACGUGACCUUACGGGCUACCGUGAUGUUACAAUCCGCGAACCGCUCGUCAGUGACAUAAUUGAGUACAGCAAGAUCCAAAACCCACGCGGUUCCUUCACCACCGAGCGCAUGAUCGGGCAGCUAUACGAGGAUGGUACUGCCACGUUGGAUAUCCUCGGUCUCCAAUGUGUUGGUUACAAUAACGACCUCAAUCGCGCUCUGCAGGACGAACUUAGCAACCUUCAGGCUGAGCGUGACAUGCCUGGCCGAGCCCCGAGCGCUCCCGUGAGGUUGCACCGGGUCACUCGUAGCUCUGUUUUGGAGAUAUCGGGUGGGGUCCCGCCCGGCGUCGGCAAGCGACCUCGCGGAGACAGUGAUGCUGCUGAGGUCAGUCGUAGGCAGAAGGCAAGCAGAAGGUGAUUGCUUCGCCUGAAGUCCAUAUAGUCAAUGCUCUAUGUAUUUCGUAUCUCUUCUAGCUAUCUUGCUAUAUUGUUUGUUGUAUUCACACCGCGUAGGAUCUACAUUCUAGUAGGAACAUCCGUGUACCACACCUUGUCGCUGUUCCUCUGAAACAUGGCAUCGACCUUUUCUUUGCUUCGCUGUCAUGCUUUCCACGACAUAUUAUCCCGGUCUAUGAUAUCAAAUUAUGCGCAG